UUUUUAGUUCUUCCACCAAGCAAACUAUAGUCCUCCUCCCUCGUCCAACUUCAGCAACUAUACUACGCCACGACAAUGAAUUAGAAAAUGUCGACUUCUGCCGGGCUCUGAGCCAUCCAGCUCCUCUCACGAAUGGGAAUCCUCUGAGUGGGACAAACAAGGAUGGCAACUCUUUUGUUCGAGAGCAGGCACCAGAGAACAAAGACAAAGUUAUAGAAGACCGACUCUUACCCGCACCAGAACGACUCCUACCUGCACGACCAGAGGAACAGCAAAAACAACAAGGUGGUAUAAUGAAAGUUCUCGCGACAGGUGGUGAACAUCAAGCAGUUCCGCCUUCAGGUGAUGGAAACCAAGUGCCUCUUCCAGCCGGUGGCGGUCAACCACCAGCAACACAGGUGGAUGCUGGGAUGAACCAGAAUGAACCUGAAGAUGGCGAAAAUGCGGCUCCUCCACAAGAAGAAGAGCGAGUCUCAAUGAAAGUAUCGAAUUCCUCGGAGUUGGAACCUAUACGGAGUACCAAGUUGAGCGAGGAGGUGAGGAAAUGCCGAGGGAUAGCUCCAGAAAGGUGCCAGAGCGUCUUCAGACAGGCUAAGGCAUACUUCUCAGUCGAAGACUUCGAUUCCUGGCUUGAAGAUGCACAAAACCAACUGAGGCUUAGGGAGUACUUACAAUUUACUUGUUGAUGUAGAUGUUGUAGUCCCUCCGAUCGAUGUUGUUAAUGUUGUGCUUGUGGUCGAGUUCUUGUGUUGUUGUGGAUUCAUUUGCUGGUCGUUGAUGAUAUUUUCAAUUUGAUGGAGCAGGUUUUUUUCGUUUCGUUCUCACUCGUCUUGUUGUGCCUAGUGCUUGAAGUUAUAUUAUCUUUCUUCUUGUUUUCAGUUUAAUGAUCAUAAUUCUUACCUUCAUGCCUAGCUAUAUAUGAUCCAGGGCUCAGGGCGACGGUGCCCCUUUUUAAGGCGUCGGCCGGGGGUGGAAGGCCUCAAAAGGGGGCCAAGCGGCCUCCUCCGCUCCCUUCCAGCUGCCUGGGUGUUCCCUACAGGCCUCCGAUUUAAGUGGGAGGCCUCAAAAGGGGGCCAGGGGACCGCCUGCGUCCCCUUCCAGGUGCCUGCCUGUGCCUCUAAGUGCCUCCGAUAUGCUUCGCCGCCGCAGCAGUGCGCCGGCUGUGGAAGGCCUCCGAAGGCGGCAAAAGGUGAGGGGCUGGACCCCCUGAGCCGUGCGGCUUGUCCCCUCCGGGCCCUUGGUCAUCGGCUUGCUUGGUCUUGAGACCGUGGCCGCUUUCGGCGGCCCUUCACCCCGGACGCCUCCCGCCUGCGAGGGUCGGCAGAGGCCAGGAGGCCCCUGAGGGACACGCAGGGAGGCGCAAGGGGAGGCCCGCGCCAAGUUUUUCCGCCUUCCACCACCAGAAUCCUCGAAAAUCGGCGCGGAAAAGCGCGCGCGCGCGCCACCACAGACCACACCACAGGGGGGGCGCACUGUGCAGCCCUACAGCGUACAUAAGUAAAAACUUUCGCGCUACAAAGCAACUCUCCACUCAGGCACAGCCCUCCCUUGUUCUACUAUCUUGAAUAUGAUGAAAAUCUUUACCAGGUGGCUCCUGCAAUUCAACCGUAGUGACGCGCAUACUUCCUCUAAGGGAACGAAAGCUUUGCGCGAUUUCGUGAAAGUGCGGGUGAUGGCUAGGCGUCGCCAAUUAGACAACCAGGGCAUGUGCAGCUCCAAAGUGGUGGAAUACUUAAGGCGUGGUGGUGGUCCUUUUUUAGAGUCCCCCCUAGUAGUUAGUAGUAGUGUACCCCGUCUAGAGGUAUAAUUCAGAUUCCUCUUGGUUGUUGUGGGAGCGUGGUCCCUUAUUAUUCGAAAACUGAUCAAGAUCAUAGGGGAGCUGUAGCUAACUGAAGAAAUGAAAUUCAUCUUGGAGGUUGUUGAGAAGCAUAUUGGACGAGCCUUCGGCCUUCCUUAAGGAAGCAUCUUGAGAGGCAUCCUCACUUUUCUUUGACCUCUCCUUUUUUCUAUAAGGAAAGGGCGCAUCUUCUUGGGGCCUUUCCCUAAGGGAAAAGCACAUCACGAGGACAGAAACCCUCGAAUCUUCAUCUGCGACCAUGGCCGCCCCUUUAUUUCUCUAUAACGUAGGAAACAAAGGAAAGCAGUCCACCCAAGAUGACACCCAUUCAAGAUGCCAUCCAUCCAAAUCCAUAUCCAAGAUGAGUUAUUGUCUCUGGUUUGUGGUAGAAUUUCACACACACACUGUUGCCUCACAAGUAGUGCGUGCCAUACUGUAUUAAGUAGAACGCAACUACAAGUCUGUGCCAUUGGUAGUUUCUUUGGUGUAGUGGAAGUAAAACUUGGAGAAUUUUUCGAUUGUCAUCAUUAUAUGGCAUCAACAAGCUCCCAGCUCUAAAGUACGUCCUUCACCGAACAGAGAAGGCAUACGGAUCACAGUCGAUGGGGUUAUGGGCAGCCUACCUGGAUUCCAAAUCACAAAAAGUCGCCAUCUACGUGGACAACCAAAUUCAGUACUUACUAUCUGCAGCAAGAAUGGCAAUGAUAUGUGUGGUUUUUGCUUCGUCUUCCCGUCAGUAGAGUAAUCUCACCAUCCACGCGCAGGUAACUACUUACUUCUAGUGAUUUUUUUAUACAGUAAUAGUAAAAAUCGAAUAGCUUUUGAAUUUGAAUGAUUUGAUGAUAUCCAAGAAUUUUUGACUUUAUUCCAUUUCAUUCGAAUUCAUUUUCUGACGAAGAGACUGCAUCAGCAUCGUACUUGAGUCAGAAGCCACCACGCUUUGCCGUUGCCCUGAAAAAUAGACUGAUAGUAUUCGUGUCAUCCAAAAAUGUGGACAGUUCUCCAAUUUCUCUCGGAACACUUGGAAAAGUGGAAAUAUAGUCAAUAUGAUUUACUAACAAGAUGCAAAUGAAUCCAAGUACAAAAAAAAUCUAAAGAAAUAAUCUAUACUAGAGCAGUUCAUAGGGGUGUCGGAUUCAGGAUGGCAUGGAACAGAUGGACCUCCCAGGUCCGCUAAGAAUUUCAAGCCGAAGGCUUAGGUGUGUCCAUCCGAUCCAUCGACGUCCAUCCUACCUCCGUUCUAUGGAUUAUUAUAAUGUCUUUUACUUUCUCACUGUUCUUUCUCGUGUUUGUUUAUUUUACAACUUUGACCAACGAUAUUACCUAACCUAUCGAAAACACCUAACCCCAUCCACUCAAAAACUACAGGGAAGCAGAGAGCAUGCAUAAGUCAAAAUCGUUUACAAGUAAUGGGGACGCUUCUCCUAGCAAUGGCGCAAUAGGAGUAGGCAGUUCGGGAUCUAGAGCUGCUCUGCAUGAGAGAAUCUGUGCGAUUAAGGCGAGAGCUAACGCUACAGAUAGCGCACCAAGGACACUGGCGAGUGGAGGUAUGAUUACCUAUGUACUUUUUUGUUCAUACAGUAAGCAAAGGCGUCACCCUAUCCUAUCCUACGGAUCAGUUUUGGUCUUCUUGAAAAAGGUAAAGGUAUUAAAAUUACUAUAAAGGCUACAGCAUUAAUAUAAGAACGGACGUGUAUAUAUUGUUGUAGUUUUUUUGUUUUCUUGAAAUGGAUUAUAACCUGGAAUUGUUGAUCAUGUUCGAGCAAAUAGAACCUCGUAGGUACGAACGACCUAGAGUUUUGUAUUCCUCACUCCAAUUGAUACCUAGCUAGGUAGAGAAUAGGUAUUCUGAACAACUCAGGUCCAGUUAGCACUUUGACGCUGACCCAGGACGCCUUAGAGAAGCUGGGUAGGAGACCCGCGCCUGCACCACCGAAAGACGUGCAAAGGAAAAGAAGAAAAGACUAAGGCCUCACUUAAUACAUCUUCUAGCUCAUCUGGAGUCCGUUUUCAUGUAGAAAAGGGAAGACAGAUGAGGCAAAAGAUGGAUUGUAGUGAGUUCGAAAAAGAAGAGGAAGAUAGAGACCGAAGGCACAAGCCAGAUCAUGACGUUGAUCGGGAUAAUCUGAAGCGUACUAGUGCUGGAGCUGGUGGAGUCAACACAGCAUCUUCUUCAAAGGUAGUAGUAGAACCCAGAAAAGGUGGUACUGGUAGCCUUACCGCGCAGGAACUGUUAGGAGGAGAUCCCUCGCCAAAUAGGAAAGCAGCGACUACAGCUGGUGGGGCUUCAUCUAGUGCAGCUUUUGGUCAUCAUGCAGCUGCUCCAAGCACGACGACCACUACAACCAAGAAGCCAUCAAUUUUCACUACCACACCACAUGGGCUACCUCUUCCACCGCCUGCCUCGUCAAAUGAUAUGCCAGCAGUUUCUAUCUCUUCUAGCCCAAAACCUACUACAACUUCUACUACGACAACGACCAUGCAGCAUACGACUAGUACAGCAGCGACCACAGCUGCUCCAGUACAGCAUACUAGUGUCUCCAGUAGUACAGCAGCCUUAUUAGCAGACGACAACGAGGGCGACACGAGGGCUAAGUUAGUGGAAGAGGAUGCGGAUGGCAUGAUUAGUACUAAAAAGAAGAAAACAGCGACAGGCUAUGAAGAUGUGGACAUCGACUACGAUGAUUUGUGAAUGGAGUGGAGGAGCUGAAAGAUGUGAUGAAAAUUGUAGGAGGAAAUAAACGAGGAACCUCUGACAAGUACAACGAAGAGCUGAGAACAAUCUUGUUCUUGAAUAUUAUUUUUACGGCGCAUUGCGUUGAUUGUUGCAGAAUUGUUCUCAACAUAAUAGAAUAAUUUAUAGAACGGAUGUAGGAUAGACUUGGAUGGAUCGGAUGGACCCUCCUAAGCCUUCCGGUCCUACUUGAAAUGGUGGGAAGUCCAUCCGUUCCAUCCGAUUCCGAUCCAUCCCAUCCCGGAUCUGGCGCCCCUAUGAAUUAUUCUAACAUAAGUAUACGAAUGAUUCAACAUGAUCGAAAUCCACGACGUGAUCCUGUUAAGAGUACUAAUAUUUUUCAAAAAUAAGUAUAAGUAACGGAACUAAUUGCACAAUUUCGCCCCCUUACCUCAAGUAUAGGCACAUCAAUCAAUGACUGCUCUUCACCUUCGGCUUCUGAUCAGCAGAAGAUGUAGUUUCACUACUCAGACGUUGACGACCAAGAAAGACAAUCAUGUCGAAGAUGUUGUAGUUACCCUUGAAAAUUGAAUCUCAACAAGACCAAUAUUAGAACAAGAAUAGAGAAGAAUUGUAGUCUCGCAGAUAUAUUAUUGGCUGAGGGGGCCACCUUGUGCAAGUUGCUGUGAAAGUUCUUUCUUUGGAUUAUGAUUCUUUAGUCCUACAGCAUAGCAUCAACCGCGUGUUUCCAUAUUUUUUGGGUACUCUGAGAUACAUGGUUUCGGACGAUGUUUUCCUUUCCGACCGGUUCCUGAAAAUAGAAGAAAUGGCAGAUCAACCUCAAAUAGAUCUUCGACUUGUUGAUGUCUUCACAAGUUCAAUGCAGGAAAGAAUGUUGCUACUAGUGAUCCUAAAAAGUUUCGCAUUGCGACAAAUAUAGACCCAGGCCCCCC
Messenger RNA from Amoebophrya sp. A25, 5464 nucleotides. Lineage: Eukaryota; Dinophyceae; Syndiniales; Amoebophryaceae. The record is from the annotation of a GenBank genome assembly.